Exophiala bonariae is the source of this 582-nucleotide messenger RNA. RefSeq lists its product as uncharacterized. Bases 1 to 582 code for a protein of 193 amino acids. The transcript has a single exon. The record is from RefSeq and is a predicted model, not a curated record. Lineage: Eukaryota; Fungi; Ascomycota; Eurotiomycetes; Chaetothyriales; Herpotrichiellaceae.
AUGAAACUCCCAAGUGGUUAUGCUGCCGAAUCACACUGGGCGUGGUCCAUGUCUGAUCCUUCAUUCUGGUCAAACAACACCUCUGUGUGGGCCGAGUUGCUCGACGACAAUUACCUUCUCGACUCACCGAAGCAGCGAGUUACUUCUAGUGACAAAGCUAGACAGAACAAUCCGAACCAAAUGGAAGGAAUGGAGGUAGUUGCUCGAGCGCGAUCAACUUCGGUAGACGACAAGCAAAGGAACGAUUCCACUGAUUCGACCGAUUCGACCGACUCCCUCAGCGAAGUCCCCAGCCGAGACGACGCACCAAUGCCAACGAGCACGCAAAUGGUGGAGAGACCAAGGGUUCGAACCGCGAGAUCUCUGCGUCAGAAGGAGGUAGUCGACAUUGGGAGGAAUCUGCAGCGGAUCAAGCAGAGACAGGCACAGCAGCUGUUCAUCCGGACCGAAUCGACCGAAUCGAUAGAGGAGGAUGACCUGGAGUGUGAAUGUACUGGCUGCAAAGGAAAGAAGGUGACGAAGCAAUAUGGAGGGCAAACCCGAAGUACUAUUCAGACACGACUGAACGCGAUUUCCUUCUGA